AUUCACACCAAAACAACUUAGUAAUAAUUUGACGUAAACCGCUUUUUAGGUUAGAAACCAAAACGUAAAGAAAACGCACGUUUUUUAAAAUUUAUAACGAAUUAAUCACCUAUUAUAAAAAUGUCGACGGCUAUGCCAAUAAACCCAAAGCCCUUCCUCAACAGUUUGACGGGGAAGGCUGUUAUGGUCAAGUUGAAGUGGGGCCACGAAUAUAAAGGUUAUCUAGUUUCAGUCGAUGGGUACAUGAACCUUCAAUUAGCUAAUACAGAAGAAUUUAUUGAUGGGGCCAUGUCAGGAAAUUUGGGAGAAGUAUUAAUUAGAUGCAACAAUGUGUUGUUUAUAAGAGGUGCCGAAGAAGAAGAUGAAGAAGGAGAAACUAGGGAUUAAUUACCUUUUUUUUGUUUAAAUAAAUAAGGUUAGGAUUAAUUUUAUAAGAAAAUGAUAAAAACUAAAAAGAAAUAAUAUAAAAAUGUUUCAUUUAAUAAUUAUUUUUACUUUCUCGCAUAUACAAAGUGUAUAAAAUGUCUUUAAUCUUGUCUUCAUAAGAAGAAAGAA
Onthophagus taurus is the source of this 555-nucleotide messenger RNA. It is a transcript of the gene SmF, whose product is annotated as Small ribonucleoprotein particle protein SmF. Gene Ontology annotation, biological process: spliceosomal snRNP assembly; mRNA splicing, via spliceosome. NCBI's taxonomy places the organism in Eukaryota, Metazoa, Arthropoda, Insecta, Coleoptera, Scarabaeidae. Gene Ontology annotation, cellular component: U1 snRNP; catalytic step 2 spliceosome; pICln-Sm protein complex. The record is from RefSeq and is a predicted model, not a curated record. Gene Ontology annotation, molecular function: RNA binding.